Molecule: messenger RNA, 5895 nt
Organism: Scomber japonicus (chub mackerel)
Lineage: Eukaryota; Metazoa; Chordata; Actinopteri; Scombriformes; Scombridae
Gene: elmod3
Product: ELMO/CED-12 domain containing 3
Exons: 13
Coding region: 820-2058 (412 amino acids)
Source: RefSeq, a predicted model, not a curated record
CUUGAAAUUACCGUGGCCACUGGACGGGGGAAGGGAAGCUGAGAUUGGAGGGAGAAACAAUCAGAAACUGAGUUUUCAGAUAUUGUGUACAUAUGACUGCCCCUCCUCAGGACUCUGACCAUACAAGGACCCCAUCCAUGACCCACAUCUCACGGAACACCUGCGUGUUGCUGUUUUAUGUGAGACUGAAGACAUAACACAGAUGCAAAUAGUAAAUUGAACUAUACUGGUAGCUCUGAGUACUCCUCGGAUUUGUCUUGAGUGCCAAAGGGAUGAAGCGUCUUGGACAGGGAGAGCCCAGCCCUGAAAAAUGUCAUCAUCCAGCUUUUGUGCACCUCUGAUGGGGCUGAGAAGUAAACCCACUGACCAAGCAGAUCUGUGGAGGAGAGGAAGGAGGGAGGUUUCCAGGAAAUGUGUGUAUUGAUGGAUAGCCUACAGUCAGCUCUUGUAGACUGAUACCUGCACAUUCCUCUUCGCGCACACACUCAAGGUUAGACUUUUGGAGUAGCCACCAAAACCAGGCUGCUGUCAACACCACACAGUCAUCGCUGUCACAUAGAAAACGAGGAUAUCAUGUGUGCAACAUGGGUUUCUAUUGCCAGUAACAGUUUUGUGAAAUCCUACUGGUGACUGUGGACUGAGAUUCUCUGUGUAUAUGAGGAAAAAAAGAGUAAAAGAAUAGAAAGUCACUACACAUGUGCACUACAGAAACCAUGGUGGUCCUUGCAGCAGCUCAUCACCCCAUCUCAGUCCGUGAUUUCAGAAGCCUUUAGAGGCCAGGAUCAGGAACGCGCUUGCCAGCCAACACACUCAUAUGCAAUGGAAGAAGACAUUGAUGUCACAUCCCACCCUGAGGGCCUGAAUGGUUUGUCCCAUGAAUGUAAACCAUUAGAGGAGAUCACCAAUGGACACUCCAACCAUAAGCCUGUCAUGAACGGACUGAUUAUCGGUCAUAAUGUCAAAGACAACACUAAUGGCAGCGCAUCACUCAGAUCCCUGCCGAUUUCAGCACUGAAGCAGAAUGGUCUUCUGCAGACACUGGCAGCCGGAGGAGACCAGCCAAAGCCUGCAGAGGAAAAUGCAGAGUUGGAAAAGGCCAGACAGGAGUGGGAGGCUCUGGAGAACAUCCAACCAGCUCUCACAGAGGACUCAAACCCAACCCCGCUCAUCUCCUUUAAUGAAGCCCUGCAGUACUUCCAGACCACAGACCUCGGGGAUUUGCUAAAGAACAUCCAGCCAACCAUUCGCAGGACAGGUCUCGCCGCAAUCACACACUUCCUCUUCGGACCACCGCGACUGCACAGGGAACUCCUGGAGGAACGGGAUCUGGUCUUUGCCAUCGCACAGUGCCACGUGGACAACAGCCAGACAGUUCACAUGCGUGUCCUACAGACCAUUUAUAAGAGGCUGCUUGGCUGCAGGCUUGACUGUCCUCGCUUUGGGUCGCACUGGGAAAACAUCGGCUUUCAGGGUACAGACCCAGCUACUGACCUCCGUGGUACUGGUUUCCUGGGACUGAUGCAUACUCUCUACUUUGUUAUGGAUCCAGAGACUCUACCAUUGGCUAGAGACAUCUACAAGUUAUCACAACACCCAACACAGAACUUUCCAUUCAGUGUGAUGUCAAUCAACAUGACCCGUAUCGCCCUGCAAGCACUUCGAGAGGAAGCCAUGUCCAAGGAGUGCAACCGUCGUCAACAAGUGGUGGGUGUGUUGAAUGAGUUCUAUGUUGCCACGUACCUGCACCUUUACCAACUGUGGAAGACCCAACAGAAGACCAUUGCUGACUCUGGCUUUGUACUAAAAGAAGUGGAGCUGUUUGCCAAAAAGAACCCCAAGCAGAUGCUGCGCCGACUAGAGGUCUUCCUGAAAGAGAGGAGGGCAGGUGGAAUCCCCCGUGGAACAUCGCCAGACCCUCAGGCCCAACAGCACUCUCCCAGCCUGGGGGAUCGAAGGGCCAGAACCGGGACAGGACAGGGAAGCAAGGGAAAGGAGAUGCACUUCACAGGAGUGUGUGAUCUACCGCCAGACAUGGAAGGAGAGGCCAGACUCAUCUAAGCUAGACUCUGUCUGUCUGUGUGUGUGUGUGUGUGCGUGCGUAUGUGUGUGUGCGUGAGUGCUCCUGGGUGUGUGUGAGCAGUCUUGUUUGUGAGUGGCUUACUUUCAGAGAGCUAGAAGAAGAACCCUCCAGACCCUGAUCUAGGACCUGCUAUCUGUACUUCAAACACUUCCGCUCCUUCCACUGAUGCUGGGGUGCUGCACUUUGAUCAGAUGAAGCUUGGGGGGUCUUUCAGAGUUAUAUGAUGUUUAUUUUUCUUUGGGGUGGGGGGGGGGGUGUAAUUAAUUUAUUUUUUUUAACAGUCAAAUUUAAAGAGCUGAUGCAGGUCAGAAACACAAAAUGUCAUAAAACAACAAGAAAGUGAAUGUGUGCACUUUGCUGUGUGCAUUUAGUAGCCAAAUCAAUAGCUGCCAUGUUCUUGUCAUUCUACUGGCAUAGAAGUCUACAAUGUACACAUUUAUGUCUCUAGAAUCUCUCAGCCAGGGUGUGUCAGCACUGUAGAGGCAGGAUCGUGGCAUGGAGCGACUUAUUUAAAAGGCUCAGCGUUCACUCUCGCUCCAAGAAACUGCUCCAUCACACGAGCAUGCUAACAGCCUGUAAUGCAGCGGAAGAGCGUCAUCGUCAGGCAUAUUAUCAAACGCUCUGUUAACUUUAGGGUGGUUAGAAAAAAAUUAACCGGUUCCAAACCCCGUCAUGGAGCAAACAAGAGCAGGUAUUCUUAGCAUGAGUGGAGAGCAGCAGAUAUAAUACCCGGAGAAGUUACAGAAUCUUUUGAGCGGAGAGCAGAAAUCACCAGGAGACGCUGUUCUCUCUUACAGAGCAGGCUUCAAAUGCAGCUGGCUUUGAAGGUCUGAUCACUUUGCAUUCUCUAUUAGAGCGUGAAUGAAGUAUACGUCAUGAAAGAUGUGAAAAAUGUGCAAGAAAGGGCCCUCCAGUCCAGGUGUACGGUGGCAUUGCCAGUUGUCGGUGUCAGCUGAAAGUGGUCUGAUAGACUAGGUCCAGAGCUCCCUCUUACGCGGGGGGAUAUAUUUUAAAUAAUUUAAAAAAUAACUAUUUUAGUCCUUUCUGUAGGGACAGCUGUCAUAACUUCAUAGUUAUGCAUAAAAGCACUUCAGAACUUUGUUAUUAAACUGAUGGCUGAGUGACCGUGAGAAGGAUUUUUAACACUGUUAAAUUCCACCAGAACAUCUGAAAAUCUUCAGACUCGUGAACACUCGCAGCUUUUCGCGGUUAAAGCCAAGGAGAUACUUCAUAACAGAGUCUGUGUGCUUGGCGUGGUCCCGGCUAAAGUCGAAGGUCUGGUAUGAGCUUUCUCUACAUUCCGUUAUAAAGCAUGUGAUUGUAAUUUCUUCUUCUUUUUUCUUCUUUUUUUUCUUUUUUUUUUUUUUUUUUGGAAAAGUUGAAAAUUUAUUCCAGUAAGUGUGUGUGUGCGUGCGUGCAGGCUUGUGUGUGGUGAAAUGAAUGAGCUGAUAUUGAUGAAGGGUGCCUCUCUUUGGAGAUGUAUGGUACAGUAUGCAAUCCCAGCUCUAACUCAAUGAUAAUCAAAACGAUAGUGCUGUGUGACGAUAGAAAUCGUUUCUAACUUCAGGGUUUGUGCGCUUGUGGAAGCGAGUGUGUGUGUGUGUGUGUGUGUGUGUGUGUGUGUGAGUGAGUGUGUGUGUGUGUGUCGUAUGACAGAAACUGACUACAGAUGGGGUGCUUUCCUCUGCACACAAUAAGCCAGCUUUACUAAGUACUUGAUCCAUCAAGCUGCAAAGACGGUACUUUAGUCAUUUCAAAACGGUACAUAGAAUUUCAGAGGGCAAGAUUUCUCCUAAAACAAACAACACAUCUUUUUGUUUGCCUUUUUAAAAACAGGUUCUGGAUACAUCUGGUUUCAGCGACUCUGUGGCCUAGAAUGGGUAGAGCUCCUCAGCAAAGCUGGUUCCUGCUUUGUGCUAAUGUGAAACCGUCUCCCAUUGUUGUAGUCUCAAUCUGUAGCAUGUUCAGGUAGCACUAGUACUGUAGCAUCCUAUAGCCUCCUCCUCUUCGUAAAGCUUGUUGAUGUCACGUCUCAGUUACAGUCUGUAGUGUCGACCAGUGCGCAAACUGUUACUACUAUAGCACAUUCAUUUCAUCUUUGCAUUAAAGCCUCCGUCAUUAGACACACGUUUAGGUGGCGCAGCUGUUGGACAUAUGUCUUGGAGAGAUGUGGGAUGACGUGUUAUUGAGCUCAACCUUGUCUUCUAAGAAGGUAACAGUAAAAACGGUGCCUACAUCCAGUGGAGCCAUGUGGGGUGGAGUGCUCACUUCCUGUUUUGUUUUUUUUUCUUCUUCUUUUAUUUGAGCCACCGUGCCACAGUAGACUUCCUCCAUUCAUAUAAGGCAUUAAACUGAGUUGAUGUGACCCCUAAAAACAUGCAGGCCUAAUGGAUACAUAUUACUAAAAUAUGUAAAUUUUCAAUGUCAACAUCUACUCAGAUAGUUGUUCCCACGCCAUCUCCAUCGUAUAACUUUGAGAAAAAUGAGCUGAUGUAGUGUUGCCAAUUGUUUGCAAGAGUUUUGAUCGAUCAGGAAAAUUUGCACUGUUGUAGAUAUUUGAUAGUAUGUGUGACGUAUGCAAGAGGAAACAGGCCAUCUUCAAUAGCCAUAAACGUUCAGUAUCACCCACCAUUAAUACAGGCUUCGUGAAGUCAGACUCCCCUCCUCGCUCUUAAUGAAUUGCACCACAGAUACGAUCUUACAUUUAGUUUUUAUUAAAUUUUAAACUGAGGAGCAGUACAGUGUAUGUAAAUCAGGAAGUUUGUAUAUAGAGAAUUAAUGAUUGUAACUGUAUGAUUGUCUGUAGGGCAUUAUACUGAAACACAUUGCUUACCUCAAGACUUGAGACAAAUCUCUCCUUUCUCUCUCUCUCCUGAUGUUUUUGGCCUCUCAGUCAGACUCUUAUCUUUUUACGUUUCCUUGUACUUAGGCCUUCUCUCAUACAAAUUGGAUAUGUUAUAUAAUGUGUAUAUUCAACACCUGAAGCACUAUGUAAUAGCAAACUAACACAAAAAGCUGGUCAAUGUUAUGUGUAUACUAUUUAAAGACACAUUUAUAGACACUAUUAUAGGCCCACACAUGCUCUGAUGCACAUCUGCAGAUAAAGAAAUCCUUUUAAAAAUCAAUCUAUAAUUGGCUGAUGUUACCAUGUUGAAAUGAGCUGGUUUUCUUGUGGCUUCAGUGAUAGUACAGUAUACUUUUGCUGUGUUUUAAGUGUUUGAUGUCAGGAAAACACUCAAACAAUCAAGUCUUUACAGCUACGGUCACAAACAAACAGUUCAAUAUAUGAUUGUAAAGAUAUAGGCUUGAUUAGCAGCCAUUAUACUGUGUAUGCUUUGACCUUGGUAUAUAUUAAGUAUCCAAACAAGGCCUGAUUUAUCCUCUCAUAUUACCAAAAGUUAUAUUUUCAGCAGUUGUAAUAGAUCAUAUCUUUUGAUCUGUUGAUCAUCAUUUUUUUUUUUUUUUUUUUGGUAUCUCCUCAGUUGUGAAACCAGAACCAAGAGAGUUAAAAAAAAAAAAAAAGAAAAGAAAAACGGGUUCUUGCAGGAUGUCGGAUGCUCUGAGAGGUGUGGUCUGAAGUUCUGCUUCCCACAGCAGCAGCUCGGCAAAUACAAUCACUUCUCUCAAUAUCCUGCGCUUUAUAUGAAGGUGUUUUACUGUUGCCGUCAUCGUCAUGUCCCUCAGAGCAUUUUAUGACUGUACCUUGAUUGUAGAAGCCCUAUUUUAUAUUGAGAGUUAUUUCAGAAUACAGUAUGUGCUGUUGUACAUUAAAUGUAUUGUAUGGAGAAAGCUAAAUAAAUGCUGUUUAAAAAUGA